AUGGCCCCUUACUCCAUUCUUUCAAUUGGAUGUCAUCCCAAUAUUGCAUUUUAUAAUUGGAGGUUAAAUGCUUCUAAUUCCGUUGAUUUGUCCUUGGUUGAAUCAACCGAUUUAUCAGAUGCGUCCUACCAACCUAAUGGAUUGCCAAAUCAAACAUUCUAUUCUUGGUCUUCCGAGCAGUUUGGUAACGAACGUUAUUCUUUAAAUAAUGUAUUCAAAACCCUUGAUGACUACAUUCUUCAUGCUAAAAAUAACCAUUUGGAUUUUAUCUUUUUAUCUGCAAUUUCCUUACAAUCAUUGUCUACAAUUUGCUCUUCUUUGAAUCAGAUCAUCAAGUAUCAACUGGACAAACACAAUGUACCAACAAUCAUUGUCGAGUCAACUAACUUUGUUAAUUUGGAACCUUUUGUCAAAAUGUCCUUACAACUGAAUGAGAAUGAUGCCGAGUUGGUUCCAAUCAUAUCGAUAAUGUCCGACUUCGAUGUCAGAGAAGUUGGAAAUAAAAACUUUUUGCUAUACAAGUCUAAGAAGGAAUCUGAAUUAGUCUAUGUUGGUAAGUCCGGAAGGGAAAAUAGCUAUACAUCAAUUGAAAUUGGUCUUAUUAACAAGAUUGCAGAUUUGUUUGAAAGUGCUAAAAUUGAUGUUUAUAAAUUGAACACUCCUCUGGAAUUCUUAUCUUACCAAUGGAAAUUUGCAUUGCCUAAAAUUACAGUCGAACCUUUAUCGAUAAUUUUUGAAAAUCCCUUCCCUUCUGAUUUACAAAGACAAAUUUUGGCUAAACCCCUAAUCUCCGGUUUAAUUUUUGAAAUUAUCACCGUUAUCAAGACAAUGGGUUGUAAACUAUUCAAUUCAUACGAUAACGAAGAUUCUCUAUUGUUAAGACUAUCACAAUUAUACCCUCCUGUUAAACUUAGUGAUGAUGCAUCGGAAGCUCCUAAAUUAUACUAUGAUUUUUUCAAUCAAAAUCAACUAUAUUUGGAUCUUUUAUUAUUACAACCUAUUUUAAUUGCUGAUGAUUUCCAAGUCAAGACCCCUUACUUAGAAUUUCUUUAUGCGGUCAUGUCCAAAUAUAACACUAAUAAUUUUUCAACUUUAGAUAAUGAAACUUCAAUUUUUUGGUUACGUAAGAAUUCAGAGAAUGUUCGUCAAUUAAAACUAAAGCAGGAUGAAUUGGUUUUAGAGAAUAGUCUACGUGAAAAGAAAAUUGCUCAGAAUCACCAAUUAUUAUCUAACCCAUCUCCUCCUUCUACUUCUGCUUCAAAUAUAAAUAACCAAGCUAUUCCUCAAAAUCGGUUGAGUAAUACACCACCUAGAGCUCAGUAUCAACAAAAGACUUUGAACAGGUCAUCAACGGAUCCUCAAAUUGAUCCUGAAAUGGAAGAGUUGUCUGAUAUGGUCCAAUCGUAUGGUGUUAUCAACCAAACUCCGAACUCUUCGAGUAGAAGGCAGUCGGUUGGAAAUUUACAACCUCCCUUCACAAAGUCACAUCAACAGGAUGCACCAUCCCCAAAUUUGGUUCCUCAACAGAGUUUACCUCAUGGAUUGCCUCCUCAAGGGUUACCACCAAAUCAACAGCUAUUUAAUCAGUUACCUAAUCAACAACCUCAGGGUCGUAAAAGCUAUUAUGGUGGACCUCCUCCACAACAACAGCAACAACAAAUGAACAACUAUCCACCAAUGCAUCAGCAUCAGCAGUAUUCUCAGCAAUUCCAACCAGCCAAUCCAUAUAGUUCAAGAGACGAUGUUUCUUACAUGUCUCGUACAAGUCACAUGAAUGGUCCUGGUGGCAUGAACGGCAUGGGCGGCAUGAAUGCUAUGAAUGGCAUGGGUGGCAUGGGCGGUAUGGGUAGCAUGAACGGUAUGAAUGGUAUGAAUAAUUUUGACACUUCAUUUAAUAGCAUGGGCUCAGCUAAUGCUGUUCCAACUAUGGGAAACAGACAAUUCAAACCAACGUCACGUAAGAGCUCUCGUAAGAGUACAGCCAUUAUGGCGAACCAACUGGUGAAUGAAUAUCCUGGAAUGACCCAGUCCCGUUCUAAUUCAAACAUGUUACAAUUGAACCGUAUGUCCAUGAAUCCACAGGGAAACAUGAGGGGUAACGCAUCGUCUCAGAAUUUGAGACAGAUGCCAUCCAACUCCAACUUCAAGAAACCUCAAGGAAUGUCACAAGCACCAUCACAAUUUGGUGCAGAGGCUUCAUUAUCCCCACCUCCAAUGAAUGGUAGUGGUAGUGAUGGUCCAUCUAACGGAAGUUCUGGUAGUUUACCAAAGCAAGCACCUGUUGACUUAGUUCCUGUUCCUGAAGCAACACCUGCUCCUACACCUGCAUAUAUUCCUCAAUCAAAGGAAAAUGACGAGAAGAAGAAGAAAAAGAGAGGUUUCUUGGGAAUCGGCAAGAAAAAGUCAUGA
This is a messenger RNA of Pichia kudriavzevii, 2409 nucleotides long. RefSeq lists its product as uncharacterized. Gene Ontology annotation, molecular function: oxidoreductase activity. The record is from RefSeq and is a predicted model, not a curated record. NCBI's taxonomy places the organism in Eukaryota, Fungi, Ascomycota, Pichiomycetes, Pichiales, Pichiaceae. The coding region runs from base 1 to 2409 and encodes 802 amino acids. Gene Ontology annotation, cellular component: cytoplasm. The transcript has a single exon.